AUCGCCGCUUAGUCGCUCCCAGCAUCAUCCAGUGACCGACGAAACUCCGUCGGCAAAGGCAUCAAUUGGUUCGCUUUCGUGGCUCGAAUUGGAGGCUCACAUUUCCCGCUGCCGUCACUCGCAGCCAUCGGCGCUCGUGCCACACGCAGCACACGACUUGUGCCGAGCAAGCACCACCCAACUAACACUGCGUAACCUCACACUCCAUCCCUCCCUGCUGCAAUUCACGCGCGAAUUCGCUCGACUUAGGUCUCUACCACCAGCUUCUCCAGCAACCCGCUUGCGCUAUUCAUGAAUGCAGACCAGCGUUAGCACCACUUGCACGAGCUAAGCAGCGCAAAGUCCGGGAGUCAGGGCGCAGCGUAGAGGGGUGUUGCGCGUGCGAUGUGGCCCGACUGUUACCCUCCCAGGCACAACUUCCACAACGGCGCUGUCGGCGCUGCUCCCGGCGCGCAUGGCCCGUACGGUCGAAUUCAGGGCGCUCACCAGUUUCACGCCGCUAGGCAGCAGCAGCAGCAGCAGCAGCAGCAGCAGCAGCAGCAGCAGCAGCCGGCCAGUUAUCCCGGAUUCAUGAACGGUAACUUCCAGCCGUCGUUCGCGUGCCAGUCCGCGCCCACCUCUCCGUCCAAGCCCCUACCCGUCGCCCGGCGAACAGGCAGCGGCGAGGCCGCCCCAGCAGCGUCGGAUGCGGGCAGCGCGUACGCAGAGAGCAGCGCGUCCGGCGACGACGAGAGCACCGCGGGGUGGAGCAUGGCGGGCGACGACGGCCGGUCGGGCGACGCGUUCCACGUCAUCCACAAGGUCCCCGUCGGCGACUCGCCUUACGUCCGCGCGAAACACGUCCAGCUGGUGGACAAGGACCCGGUGCGCGCGAUCGCGCUGUUCUGGUCGGCGAUCAACGCGGGCGACCGCGUGGACAGCGCGCUCAAGGACAUGGCCAUCGUGAUGAAGCAGCAGAGCCGCCCCGAGGAGGCGAUCGAGGCGAUCCGGUCGCUGCGGCACAAGUGCUCGGAGGUGGCGCAGGAGUCGCUGGACAACGUGCUGCUCGACCUCUUCAAGCGCUGCGGGCGCCUCGACGACCAGGUCGCGCUGCUCAAGCACAAGCUCGACAUGAUCCGCCAGGGCGUCGCGUUCAACGGCAAGCGCACCAAGACGGCGCGCUCGCAGGGCAAGAAGUUCCAGGUGUCCAUCGAGCAGGAGGCGACGCGGCUGCUGGGCAACCUGGGGUGGGCGUACAUGCAGCAGGGCAACUACGUGGCGGCGGAGUCGGUGUACCGCAAGGCGCUGCGCGUGGAGGCGGACAGCAACAAGGUCUGCAACCUCGGCAUCUGCCUCAUGAAGCAGGGCCGCAUCGUCGAGGCGCGCGCGCUGCUCGAGUCCGUGUCGCCCAACAGCGACCCGCGAUGGGGGUCCGAGUCGCACAUCAAGUCGUACGAGCGCGCGCAGAGCAUGCUGGUGGAGCUCGAGACGUCGGCAGCAGCGGCCGAAGCCAGCAAGGACGGCUCUGCUGCCAACUGCGGCAACGAUGCCAGCGCCGUGCCCCAGACAGCGGAGGGUAAAUCCGCGGGCUCCACCUCCUCGUCGGACAAGGACCCGCAGGUCAAGCCCGCCUUCCACGGCGCUCCCGGUGGCGCACGCGGCAUGGGCGGUAUGGGCAUGGGCAUGGGCUUGGCGCGCAGCUCGUUCCAGCGGCACUCGUCGUACCUGUGCGAGUUCCUGGGCGCCCCCGACACGUGGGACUCGCUCAUGGCGGACGGCGGCGCCAGCGGGGGGAGUGCACCUGCGGAGGGAGCGGCGGGCGCUGCUGGCUCCGCGGGAGCAGCUCCGCUUGCCGCGGCUGGCGGCUCUUUGGCCAUCGCGGGCAUGCAGUCGCGGGGACCGCCGGAUGCGCCUCAGCAGCCGCAGCAGCAGCCGCAGCGGCAGCUGCAGGCGCCAAUGCAGGGCAUGCGGAGGCCGCCAGCAGCGGGCGCAAUGGCGCGGACGAUGAGUCUGGGCGGGGGGUGCAGCAACCCCCUCGCGCGCUCCAUGAGCUUCGGCGGCGCGGAUCCGCGCGGGCUGUCGUGCCUCAAGCCCAACGCGCCCGAGUUCAUGCCCGGCUCGUUCGGCCCCGUUCCGGCUCCCCCCGGUCACGGCUCCGCCCCGCCCUUCAUGCACGGCGACGGUCGGCGCACACUCACCGCGUCCCGCUCGCUUCCGCCGCUGCAGAUCCCCUCGGCGGGGUUCGGGCUGGCAGUGGCGUCGCCGUCGCUGGUGUCGCCGCUGGGGCCCAUGUCGAGCGGCUCGCUGUCCUGCGGCUCCAGCAUGGGCGGCGCGCCGUGGGACGACGGGCUCGUCAUGUCCGCAUUCGACAACGACGACGACGUGCUCUGCGAAAUGGUCAACGACAGUUACCAGCCGUCCGCUGCGGCUAUCUCCGUCGCGGCGGGGGUGUGGGCCUCGCAGAAGCCGCCCACCACCGCGCACUUCGGCGCAGCAAUGCGCAAGGUCGGGGGAUUCCCGGCGCCCGGGCAGCGUGCGGUCUUCAGGGGCACGGAGAACGUUCCGCAGUACAUGGCGGGCGGGGCGCCCAUAGGCGCGGGCGGGCCUGGCGCUCGGAGGCCUCUGGUGCUCGGAUGUGAGAACCCCGCGCCCAUGGCGGCGAAGGCGCAGAUGGUGGCGGGCGGACUGAUGGGCGGAAGCACCGUGGGCAUGCAGAUGGGCGCGGAGAUGGGCGCAGGCAUGGGCAUGACGACCGUGAUGGGCGAGCGCACCAACCUGGAGCCCCCCGCCCAGUUCAUGGGCGCGUGGGGGGCUGUGGCGCAGGGGAAGGGCGCUUGGGGGAUGGCAGGGGUGGGCCUGGUUGAGGCGGAGGAGAAGGCGAAGCAGCAGCAGCAGAUGGUGGGGGCCGCAGAGGUGGGCGGAUCAGGGAUGAAGAGGAACCGAGUGCCGACUCCAGUGAAGGCCGCUGCGCCCAAGGGCGAGCGGCGCGGCGAGGAGGAGGGGGACGUGAGUGGGGCGCAGGAGGGAGGCCCGGUGGUGCCAAAGGCUCUGUGGGAGAUGCUGGGGUUCACAGGCAGCCCGGACAAGCUGCUGCUGGAAGAGCUCAAGGGCAAUGACUCCGCCAAGAAGCUCAUGGGCGCCGCUGCGCCGGGAGAGAGGCAGCAGGGCAGCGAGAGGCGCACAUUGUUUGCUGACUGUGGUGAUGCUGCUGCUGCUGCAGUGGCGGGCAGUGGUGCGGCUGCCACCACUCUGACCAGUCCCACUGCAGGCAGCUCCCAUGUGGAAGUCAAGAGGCCCCGCCGCCUCCGCAUCUUCCAGGAAAUGACAUACGUUGGCGCAGCUGCAUAAACAGCAUGCAGACUGAACUGCCGCAACUGACCCAUAUGCUGAAUUGCCAUAACUGGCUUGAUGAUGAAUGGUAAACCCUCGUCCUCUCGCGGAUGUAGGCAUAGAUGAGACCAGCUCACCUCAUGACAGCUUGUCUAAUGAGGUAAGUGCCACACCUAGAGUUUCCCAUCUCUUGGUUGACACAGUCAACUGUUGUUUGAUCAUUGUAGAGCCCAAGGGCAUAUAGUGAUACCCAUAGCUUUAUUAGGUACUAGCUUUACUUGUAGCAUGCAGACUCAAUUACUGGUAAAAUCUCUGUUUUUGCCAUACUAUAGUCAACUAUGUUAGUUCCUACA
Messenger RNA from Closterium sp. NIES-67, 3662 nucleotides. NCBI's taxonomy places the organism in Eukaryota, Viridiplantae, Streptophyta, Zygnematophyceae, Desmidiales, Closteriaceae. The record is from the annotation of a GenBank genome assembly.